Messenger RNA from Nelumbo nucifera (sacred lotus), 1260 nucleotides. NCBI's taxonomy places the organism in Eukaryota, Viridiplantae, Streptophyta, Magnoliopsida, Proteales, Nelumbonaceae. The record is from RefSeq and is a predicted model, not a curated record.
AUGGAUUCUAAGUUUAAUGCCUUGGUAAAAAAUGGGACAUGGACCCUUGUUCCUAAGCCACCCAAUGUUGAGCCCAUUAGUUAUACUUUUAGCCUUGUUAUUAAGCCCACUACUAUCUAUGUCAUUUUGGACCUUGCUAUUUCCAUGGGCUGGUCACUCCAACAAUUGGAUGUUCAAAAUGCAUUCCUUCAUGGGUACCUUGCUGAAACUGUGUUUAAUGCUUCUCAGUCCGAUACUUCUCUCUUCUUGAAACAUGGUGGGUCAUCCUCUCUUUUUGUUCUCAUCUAUGUCGACGAUAUUAUUGUCACGGGAUUUGAUUCCAAGGCUGUCUUUAAUCUCAUUCAUUUGUUGGGUUCUCAGUUUGCUGUUAAGGACCUAGGCCCCUUGCAUUACUUUUUGGCUUUGACAUUAUUGAUAAGUGCUGUAUUUCCCAUUAUCAGUAGAGUUGCACUCGACAUGGGUGUCAGCAAAGUUGUUAUGACAGUGUACAGAAACAUCAUUGCACUGAUUUUGUUGGGACCUUGUGCUUAUUUCUUAGACAAGGAAGCAAGACCACCUCUUACUUGUUCUUUGCUGGUUAAGUUCUUCCUUCUUGGAUUACUUGGGGUCACCGGUCUUCAAGGGUUUUUUCUCCUUGGUUUAUGCUAUAUGUCUCCAACCUUUUUAUCAGCGCUACAAAACUCAGUUCCAGCAAUUACUUUUGCCAUGGCUUCAGCUUUGGGGUUUGAGCAAGUUAAUGUCUUAAGAAGAGAUGGGUUGGCAAAAGUGGUAGGAACCAUUUUAAGUAUAGGAGGUGCAACCAUUAUUACUCUCUACAAGGACCCUCCUCUGAACUUCUUACAGCACUCACAGAGGAAAUCAGUAGAGGAAUACAUGGGCUUGUAUUCAACGGAAGUGAAGAAUUGGGCAUUGGGUUGUCUUUAUGUACUGGGCCAUUGCUUAUCAUGGUGUUCUUGGAUGAUACUUCAGGCUUCAAUAGUAAGAAAGUAUCCAGCUAAUAAACUAUUUAUCACCUGGUUUACAUGCCUCUUCGGACUACUGCAGUUUCUGAUAAUAGCAGCCUUUACAGAAACAGAUAUCAACCACUGGAAAAUCCAAUCAAGAGAAGAACUUAUCGCCAUCCUCUUUGAUGUUCGAAUGCCCUCAUCUCAGAACACAGAGACGUCCAUCAUCCCCAACUCGCAACGAACAGAAGGUAUCAAAUCUAGAGCUUGUCAUUCGGAUCUGAGGGAAUGCUGUAAUUCAGAAAUUUACAAUUAA